Westerdykella ornata is the source of this 396-nucleotide messenger RNA. RefSeq lists its product as uncharacterized. The transcript is spliced from 3 exons. Gene Ontology annotation, cellular component: mediator complex. Gene Ontology annotation, molecular function: transcription coregulator activity. The record is from RefSeq and is a predicted model, not a curated record. NCBI's taxonomy places the organism in Eukaryota, Fungi, Ascomycota, Dothideomycetes, Pleosporales, Sporormiaceae. The coding region runs from base 1 to 396 and encodes 131 amino acids. Gene Ontology annotation, biological process: regulation of transcription by RNA polymerase II.
AUGGACCCCUCGAAGCGAAACGCAGCAGCUCUGCACCAGCGCAUCGACGAACUAUGCGACGCGCUGGUGAGCCAAUACUCCUCCAUCUUCGCGGCCGCGGCGAAGAGGCCGGAUAAGAGCGCUGGGGAGAUUGCGAUGAAUGAGUUGCGGAUCCGGGAGGAGAGCGGGGCGUUGAUACGCUCGUCGCAGGAAAUGGCAACGCUGGUGCGGGAUUUACAGGAACUGUGGCUGUUUGGAGGGUUGGACACGGUGGCGAAUCCGGCGGAUGAGGAGGCGAGGAGGGAGCGGGUGAGGAGCGUUGCGGCACAGAUUGAGGGGCUGGUGAAGAGGGGGUUUGGUGCGGAGGGGAGAGAUGAGGGGACUGUAGAUGCAACAGAGGGUGAAUCGGCAUCUUAA